GCACUAGCGCAUAUGACGUCACCUCCCCUGCGCAAGUAGGCGCAGCUGAGCACACGCAGUGAACACAUACAGGGUUUAUCUUAUCACAGUAUGCAUUAAACAACUGCGGCCGAAUCCACAUCACUCAGAUAACAGAUAAACAUGGACAAAGGGAACUAUGUUUUUUCUCAUUUCGAUCACUUUCUGCAAAGUCAGGAAUCAUUUGUGGUAAACAAAUUCCAGCAGAAAUACUGGAAAACCAAACAAACAUUCAUCAAAGUCACAGGAAAGAAAGAGGACGAACAUGUUGUUGCUUCGGAUGCAGAUCUGGAUGCUAAACUUGAGGUGUUUCAUUCGGUACAAAGGACGUGCAUGGAGCUCCUGAAGGUGAUUGAACAAUAUCAACGAAGAAUUAGCUUUUUGUCCCAGGAAGAGAAUGAACUGGGUCGGUUCUUGCGUUCACAAGGAUCUCAGGACAAAAGCCGAGCUGGAAAGAUCAUGCAGGCUACUGGAAAAUCUCUCUGCUUCUCUUCACAGCAAAGACUGGCGUUACGCUGCCCGUUGGGUCGUCUUUAUCAGGAGGUGGAAACCUUUCGUUACCGGGCGAUCUCUGACACGUGGCUGACGGUGAACCGAAUGGAGCAGUCACGGACCGAGUACAGAGCAGCUCUCCUCUGGAUGAAGGACGUUUCUCAGGAGCUGGACCCUGACACACACAAACAGAUGGAAAAAUUUCGCAAGGUUCAAACUCAGGUGCGUCUAAAUAAGACAAGUUUUGACAAACUUAAGAAUGAUGUGUGUCAGAAGGUUGAUCUGCUCGGAGCCAGUCGCUGCAAUCUGCUCUCACACGUCCUGACAACCUAUCAGACCACACUAUUACAUUUUUGGGAGAAAACAUCUCACACCAUGGCUGCCAUUCACGAGAGCUUCAAAGGCUGUCAAACACAUGACAUUUCAACGACGGGGGGCUCAGAUCAAAGUGCAAAGAAAAAGAUGAAGAAGAAAAUGAAUGCGAAGACAGAAGAGCAGAAGACGACGCAGAGCACAGAAGAGAUGCUUAUUUCAAUUGAAGAAGAAAAUCACAACAGGAACGCCACACCAACAGAAGGUGAUGCGUGUUUGUCCAGGAGUCAGGAGAAAGAUGGGUUAAGUCUGUUGAAUGAGAUUCUGGGCAGCAGUUCUCUGGAUGAUGGAGGUUUCUCACAGGAAUGGCAGGAGGUGUUUGGUGAAGAUGAGCAGGUCGGCAGUAACAGAACAGAGAUCCAGCCGGAGGAAGAGUCGGCUUUCUUUCUGCCUUCCAAACUACUCGACCAGAACAUGAAUGAUCUACAGUCCACAGUCUCAGGUUGGGCCAUUUCACCGAAUACUUCUGAAAACACAUCUGUAGCGAACCAAAUCUCUUCCAGAUCUACAGCAACAGAUAAAAACUCGAAAGAUCUCUCGGCUUGGUUCAACCUGUUUGCUGAUCUUGAUCCGCUGUCAAAUCCAGAUGCGAUUGGUCAAACAGAUGAGGAACGUGAACUGCUUAAUGCGUAAUGAUACCGAUGCACUACAUUUUACAUGUUUAAAAGGCCUAGAAAUGUCUGUAUUAGGCGGAUUUCAGAAAUGGUGUUUUAUAUCAUAGUAGUUAACUUUAAUUAUCUUGUGAAAAAAUAUUUGCUGCCAAAGGAAACCAAUAAUAUUUAUUUUAUUUUGAAUGUCCUCCGUUACUGGUAUUAUCAAGGCGGUUCGGUUUGCCAUAACUUUCUCUGUAUUACAAUUUUUAAACAUCGUAAUGAUGAUUUAACUGCAUUCACAUGACAGUAUGUUAAUGUGUUGGUUUUCGUAUACUAUAUACUGUAUAACAUGCAUGAUAUUUUUAUUAUUAUUUAUUUAAAAUGUUCAAUAUUGAUCAGGUGUGAAAGAAAGAAGCAGAAAAUAUUUUUGCAAAUGUGAUAAGUAGGUAUUUUCUGUAAAGACUGCAUUUGAUCUUAGUUUAGUGCCAUCGACUUAAACUAAUGCUGCAUUUCAAAAGCCUUAAAUAUGAUAGGGGUUUAGGCUAUAUUUAUUUAUUUAAUAAAAAUCAAACCUUAAUCAUAUGGAAACAUCCAAAGCUUGAAAGCCUAAAUUAUUAGUGUUAUUAUUAUUCAAGGUGCUGUAUAGUUUUUCUAGAGAAGACAACAGUGACACUUUUUCUGUAUCUUUUCUUUUUCUCCAUAAUGUUGAAUACUGAGAGUUAUGAACCAUAUCAAAUUAAUUAAUACAAGAGUACAUGAUGUUUGAAUAAACUACUUACCCCAAUAAGCAUUGCAAAUGAUAUAAAUCAUAGCUUACUGUACACUAAAACUUUUUUUACAUGAAUGCACUUCACCCAGAACAAUUUACAUUAUAAUUGCGUUUCUUUUGAAUCGAACCCCCUAUAAUAUAAAGUCAUUAAAAUAUAUGAUAUUUGAA
Messenger RNA from Paramisgurnus dabryanus, 2412 nucleotides. It is a transcript of the gene ica1, whose product is annotated as islet cell autoantigen 1. Gene Ontology annotation, molecular function: protein domain specific binding. Gene Ontology annotation, biological process: regulation of transport. Gene Ontology annotation, cellular component: Golgi apparatus. NCBI's taxonomy places the organism in Eukaryota, Metazoa, Chordata, Actinopteri, Cypriniformes, Cobitidae. The record is from RefSeq and is a predicted model, not a curated record.